Molecule: messenger RNA, 774 nt
Organism: Photinus pyralis (common eastern firefly)
Lineage: Eukaryota; Metazoa; Arthropoda; Insecta; Coleoptera; Lampyridae
Gene: RpL18
Product: 60S ribosomal protein L18
Exons: 4
Coding region: 143-709 (188 amino acids)
Biological process (GO): translation
Cellular component (GO): ribosome; cytosolic large ribosomal subunit
Molecular function (GO): RNA binding; structural constituent of ribosome
Source: RefSeq, a predicted model, not a curated record
GCACCUAUGUGCCUCGGGCUCAUGAACGCACCGUUUGCGUUAACAAAUGGUGCUACCGAGCCACAUCCACUGAUUACAUUUUUACUGCCAUCUCGUGGUUAAUGUAGGUUUCCUUUUGUCCAUCAUCAAAAGUUGAUUCAACAUGGGUAUUGAUAUCAACCAUAAAUACGACCGAAAGGUUAGGAGAACAGAGCCCAAAAGUGAAGAUGUCUAUCUCAGACUUCUUGUUAAGUUAUACCGUUUCUUGGCUCGUCGUACAGGUGCAAGAUUCAAUCGUAUUAUACUUAAACGUUUAUUUAUGAGUAGGAUCAAUAGACCACCAAUCACGAUUGCAAGAAUUGCAUCGCAAAUGAAAAAACCGGGGCGUGAAGGUUUAACUGCUGUAGUGGUUGGUACCGUUACUGACGAUGUCAGAAUUUACACGCUACCUAAGAUGAAGAUAUGUGCAUUACGCUUCACAGAGAAAGCACGUGCCAGAAUAUUGGAAGCCGGUGGAGAAAUUAUGACAUUUGAUCAGUUGGCUCUUAAAUCCCCGACCGGUUGUAAAACUGUUUUAUUACAAGGACAACGUAAUGCCAGAGAAGCUGUGAAACACUUUGGGCUCGCACCUGGUGUGCCACAUUCUCAUACUAAACCUCACGUUCGUUCAAAGGGACGUAAAUUCGAACGUGCACGUGGGCGUAGGCCUUCAUGCGGUUAUAAGAAAUAGAUUCUGUUACUUUAAUUUGCUGACAUUACCUUUUAUAUGAUAAUAAAGAAGUGUAAGAUACAGCA